This is a messenger RNA of Papilio xuthus (Asian swallowtail), 1355 nucleotides long. RefSeq lists its product as uncharacterized. Bases 6 to 1355 code for a protein of 449 amino acids. The transcript has 3 exons. The record is from RefSeq and is a predicted model, not a curated record. Gene Ontology annotation, molecular function: serine-type endopeptidase activity. Gene Ontology annotation, biological process: proteolysis. Lineage: Eukaryota; Metazoa; Arthropoda; Insecta; Lepidoptera; Papilionidae.
AACAUAUGUCACAAUGUAGACAAUCUGUAUGGUCAUGGCCUGUCAAAGUCUGUGUUGUUUGCCACAAAAAUGUAAACAUUGAAAAUGAAUGUAAAAUGUGCAAUGAAUGCUGGAAGGAAUUUAAAGGAUGGAUGAGAUCCUUUACGAGGACCGAAUGUGCUCUUACCGCUUUGCAACUAGUGCUCUUAGUUUUGUUUGUUGCUUUUUUGACUUUUCUGAUUUUACACCUUCUGGCAUGUUCGGCAGCUAAACAUUUUUAUGACAUUGAACCAACUAAAAUUACUCAUGAACCAUUUAGUACAUCAUCACAGACAAACACAACUUUAACAACUAUACCAAUUUCUUCAACUAAUCACACAACUUUAAGCUCUGACAUUGAAUGUACCUGGAGACCAUCACAGAAGACAGAUAGUGUCAUACACUAUUAUGACAAUGGUGCAAUGUCAACAUGGACACCUGAACCACCAGAUGGUGAUCUGGCAGACGAUGUUGACAAGUCCUACGUACUCGCACUUGGAAAGGUGAAUAUACAGGACAUACAGGAUAUAAUUUUUGGAUGUAUUUUGACUAUAAUAUCUGAAUACUGUACUCUUACGGCAGCGAGUUGUAUCGAAUCCAUUGAAGAGGUGGACUCUGUGGAUACAUUUGUCAUCAUAGAGAGGUACGGGGAUGGGCACAUCGGACAGAUGCAUACGGUGUCUGAUGUCCUCAUACAUCCCGAGUAUCAAGGGAUUAGUAAGAAAUACGAUGUGGCGGUUUUAAGAUCUGAAGACAGUUUGAUCAAAUACGGACAGUCCGCGGUGAAGCUGCCCUCGAUGCUGGACGCCCUCAUGAUUACCAUCGGGGAGGAGUUCAAUGUACUCGGAUAUGGAAGUCCCAGGAUUGCGAGCGGCUCGGAGGGGCGGGGCGUGGGGCGGGGCUCGGGGCGGCGCGCAGUGCGCGUGCUGGUGGUGCGCACGCUGGCGGGGGCGCAGUGCGGGGCGGGGUGGGCGCCGCGACACCUGGCGCAGGGCGCGGCGGCGGGCGCGGGCGCGGGCAGCUGCGGCGCGGCGCCGCUGUGCGCGGGCCCGGCGCGCGCUCCGCCCGCCUGCAACCAAUGCGCGGGGGCACCGCUGCUGCGGGACUCGCGGCUGGUGGGGGUGCUGGCGGCGGGGCCCUGCGGGGAAGCAUGCGGCCCCGCACUGUACGUCAAUGUUGCUACUGUUGUCGACUGUGCAGACGGCGCGAUGAACAAGGCGCUGGCGGCGUGGUCUGCCGUGAUGGCGCUGUUCACGGCGGGCACGGUGGCGGCGGCGCUGCUGCAGUACGUCGAGGACGCGGCGGGCGCCGGCGCUCCGCAGCUAGACUACCCCUAG